AUGUCCAAUAAAGCGCCGCAGGGCGCACAACCCGACCCUGGGCCUGCACCAAAGCAGACCAAAAGUGUGGAUGAGCAGCUUGCUUCAUUUGACCAUGUCCCAUUAUUUAUGCGCGACCUUCCGAAAGAGAGCGACGAUAACUUGAUGAUCGAUGCACUGCAGGCGCUCGCUUUUGAAGGCCAUCCUGACGACGCCGCCGAGUCGUUCAAGAAGCAAGGGAACGAGUACUUUACCGCAAAGCGGUACAGUGAAGCGCUUGGAUUUUACCGCCAGGCCCUGGACGCCAAGCCAGGAAGCAAGACGCUACUCGAGACAAUUUACCUGAACAGCGCCGCGUGCAACUUGGCGUUGCGGAAUUAUGGGCGCGCUCUGUACGAUUCGCGCGACGCGAUUGCAACCAACCCCAGCUCUAUUAAGGCGCUGUAUCGUGCGACAAAAGCGUUCCUUGCUUUAGACCGGAUCAAGGACGCACAAGAUGCCGUAAAACUCGCACUGGAACGCGACCCGGAGAAUGCAGAGCUGGCGAAGCUGGAAAAAGACGUUAUAGAGCGGAGCACUCUCCUAGAGCAGCGCGAAACCGAGGCCAAGGAGCGUGCGCGGCGCAAACACCUUGAUGAGGAAGCACUGCGCGUGGGAUUCCUUGCGCGGGGCCUGUGGGUUGAAAAUACGCCAGGGGCUGAUAGUCCCAAUGUGCCGCACUUUGACCCCGAUUACAUUUCCCCGAACGCGUCCUCGUCGAUUCCUCUACUUGGAGGUAAGGAGGUAUGGCGGGCGCCGGAUCCCAUUCGUACGCCCAUCAUUUUUCCCCUCGUCCUCGCAUAUCCCCAACACAAUACGUCCGACUUUAUCCCAGAGUACCAAGAAGAUACGCCGAUUGGCAUGCACCUAAAUAUCAUGUUUCCACCCGAGUCGCGAGGAUCGCUGGCAUGGGAUCCAAAAGGGGAGUACGUCGCCAAGGACCUAUCGGUAAUUGCAACCACGCACAAGCGCCGCCUUUUGCGCGUCGGCCACAAACUCUCGCUACGGGAGGCUAUGGACCAGGCGGCCAAAGACACCCCUUCAGGAAAUUCCGAGCACCGGGACGGAAUGCUCCUGCUCAACGGCACCGUUACCCUCUUUGUCUUCCCCAAAGGCCACGAGACGGAGCGGCGCUGGGUCCAGGAAUUCAAGCAGGGACAUGUAGCGCUUGGGCCAUAG
Messenger RNA from Malassezia vespertilionis, 1197 nucleotides. RefSeq names its product HSP70/90 co-chaperone (gene CNS1). Bases 1 to 1197 code for a protein of 398 amino acids. The record is from RefSeq and is a predicted model, not a curated record. Gene Ontology annotation, molecular function: Hsp90 protein binding. The transcript has a single exon. NCBI's taxonomy places the organism in Eukaryota, Fungi, Basidiomycota, Malasseziomycetes, Malasseziales, Malasseziaceae.